UGACGUAACUCGAGUCUUGCGGGCUCGGGACAGCGAGGGCGCGCUCGCUUGGAAGCACCCGAGAGAGGGAGGGAUCCAGGGGAGUGACUUGUCCACGGGCCGGCGGUCCGACCAACCGCACUACCACCGCCUUCCACGUCGUGUCCUGCCCUGUUUGUUGGAAUUACACGAUUGCUUUCAAUUCUAAAGCGGCCCGGGGCAAGUGGGGACUGGUCUAAACUAUGGCCGUCGCGCGCCGGAACUUGCUGUGACGACAGGAAGUGGUCUGCAAAUGGCAGCGCGUUUUUUUAAAACGUCUGCGUCGGCUUGGCCGCUAGAACAACAGGCCUGACAGGUGUUUGCAGGGAAAGUGAUGGAUUAUGAACAAUGUGACGCGCCCCCUGCUGACAACUCCAUCAAAAGAGGAGCAGUGUCCAAGAAGACUCAUUUGACUCAGAUUGAAGUUAUCCCUUGCAAGAUCUGCGGUGAUAAAUCCUCCGGAGUUCAUUAUGGAGUCAUUACAUGUGAAGGCUGCAAGGGAUUUUUCCGGCGUAGCCAGCUGCCCACGGUGUCCUACUCCUGUUCCAGGCAGAGUAACUGUACCAUCGACCGGUCCAGCCGCAAUCGCUGUCAACACUGCCGUCUGCAGAAGUGCUUGGCCCUGGGCAUGAGCAAAGACGCUGUGAAGUUUGGUCGGAUGUCCAAGCACCAGCGGGACGCACUCAUCGCUGAGGUUGAGCGUCACAGACUACAGCAGCAGCAGCAGCAGCAACAGCAGCUGCAAGUGGACGCCCACUCAGGCUUGUCCUACCACACCAAGGAGCGCCAAGACUGUUCCCCACAGCUUCUUCAGCCCAUGACUUCAGCCUACACCUACUCGGGCGAUUCUGAGCCGUUGUCUUUCAGUCCUGAUGUUCACCCCUACGUACUGUACUCCCCCAACCAGCCGCAAGUGUCCGAUAUGAUCUACAGAAGCUCCGGCGUCUCGCCCUCAUCCAGAGCCCACCCGAGGGUAGACACCAGUGGACACGCUGAUUUGAGAGGAUUGGAAUCCAGACCGUCCUCACAUGACCCAAUGGCAAUUCAUCCCUAUAAUCCACCCGAGGAUCCUCGCGGGCCCUAUCCUCACUCUCUGCGCAAUAUAGAUGAGCUGUGCGACAGCAUCGUGCGCUCCAACAAAGACACCUGCCAGUACCGAGCAGAGGAGCUGCAGGCGCUCAAGUGGAAAAUGUUCAGCAGGGAGGAGAUCCAAGCCUACCAGAGCAAAUCAGUGGAUGAGAUGUGGCAGCACUGUGCCAUCCGGCUGACCGAUGCCGUGCAGUACGUUGUGGAGUUCGCAAAACACAUCCCUGGAUUCCGUUUCCUCAGUCAGAACGACCAGAUCGCCCUUCUCAAAACCGGUUCUUUGGAGGUUGUUCUGGUGAGGAUGAGCCGCUUCUUCAACACAGAGAACAACACCGUCUUCUUUGAUGGCAAAUUUGCAGGAACUGAAGUCUUCAAGUCUUUGGCAUGUGGCGACUUAAUAACCGCGGUGUUCGACUUUGCUCACAGCGUGUGUGCUUUAAGGCUCACCGAUCAGCAGGUGGCUCUCUUCAGUGCUCUGGUCUUGAUCAAUGCAGAUCGUCCAUGUCUGGAAGACAGAGGAAGGGUGCAGCGAGUGCAAAGAAGUGUGGUGUUGGGUCUCACGCACAUUCUACACAAAGACAACCGGGACAGUCUAAUGCACAAGCUGUACCAGAGGAUGUCCGUGUUACGUUCACUCUGCAGUCUACAUAUGGAGAAGCUGCGCUGGUUCAGUCAGCGCUACCCGCUCACCGCCAACUCUCUUUUCCCGCCGCUCUACAAAGAGCUGUUUGCUUCAGAGGCAGAAUUGAUGCUGCUGCCGGGAAUCACACACUGAUGACACUCAAGAGAGUGCGCACACACGUACACACACACACACACACACACACAUACACACACACACACACACAGUUUUUGUGAGAUCCAAUACAAUAUUACUGGAUCAUGAACUAUGCAAAUAUAGUACAUGUGGCUCAGGUUACAACCUGGGUCGGUCGACAGUCAAUUGCAGGGCAGGUAUAAAAAAAAUAGCCAUUCACACUCACAUUCACAUCUUUGAACAAUUUUGGGUCUUUAAUUAACAUAACACACAUGUUUUAGGAAGUAGGGGGAUGCUGGAUUAAGCUCGACAAAACCCACACAAGCACGGCAAGAACGUCGCACAGGAAGGCCGGAGCCAGAAUUUGAACACCUCAGAACUGUGAGGCGCACGCGCUAACCACAGGCUGCUCUCAGUCUUUCAUAUUUCUGCAAAAAGUGUCCGGCGGUCCUGUUUUCUGAAAUUCCCUUUAUAGCAUUAUUUUUAAAAUAGAAAUGACGGACAUAUGAUUUAAUUUAGCUUUUUAAUAGCCGCUCAGCAAAGGAAAAUCAUGCAAAUGCAGUGAAGAGUCUUGGACUUCCGCUAACAUCCCAGGCGAAACUGAGCUCCUCCUUGACAAAGUUAAGUCAGAAUGUAUCACUCAAACAUUACAUACUAGUUGCUACUUUCCUAUUAGCUAGAGCAUUGGCAGCCUUUUUGGCAUUUUAAGACAUCACAGAAAGAGCAGAAAAACAGCAAAUAAGGAUAUAUCGUAUUUUUUCAACUUUAUAACAGAGAAAAUUAAAUCCGCUGAUAUUUUUGCCAUUUUUGGGGGGGGGGGGUUACCGUAUAUACACAUUCCUGAUCAAAAAAAAAAACUCAAAAAGUGUCAAUAAAAUCUGAGCAUUACUAUCAUUUUGGUUCAGGCAGAAGGAGUGAAAUGUAUUGGAUCGCAUACGUUUGUCUGGGUGUAUAUUUUUGUGACAGAAUCUAUUUUUAUAUUGUGGAAUCAUAGGAGUCGCCACAACUUGAAAGAACACAUCACUCAGAUAAUUCUGUAUUUUGAUAGCUGAACUAUUUUUGAAUUAUUCCUGAAUUUCAUUCUUUGGAAUGUUAUUUCUGAAGAUGUACAUUAUGUUAUAAGACUGUGUCAGCUUGCAGUGUGACGUGAUCCAGUUGCAACCCUCAUUGUUUCCCUCUCUGUAGGGCUUUGGUAAACUUGACUAGAUACUAUUUUUUUAUCUUACAGCCUACAGAACUUCCAUCACAUUCACUCAGCAUAUUCAACAGGGUGCUCAGAAUGUUGUGAAGCAGAAUGAUUAUUACAAACGUGUCACGUGAACUCGAACUGAACGUUUAUUGUGUUGAAAACAAAGCUUCGGCUUCUAUUGCUUGUGGCAUUAAUUGUAGAAUAAUACAGCAAUUUAUCAUGCAUAAGGUUAAGAUUAAAGUCUGUCAACAUGAAGUGAGUAAAAUGCUGACACUGCAAGCGCAAGGAAAUGUGUCAACCACUUCUCUAUUUUGAAGGUUUGGAAAUAAAAAUGUUGGAAAUGUUGAUCCAAGGGCGACUCCAUGCUCUUACGGCACUUGAAGACAGAUAUGCUGUAUUGGUUGGCAUCUUAGCUCUGACUAUCACAGACUUGGCAUUGCAUUGAACAAAAGCUGUACUGGAAGUGGUCUCUGCAAAUGUUGUCAUGUAGACAAAACAAAGGCCGCCAGAGCAAUUGAAAGUUAGAUGAAAAAAAAAAAUGGCGAUGAGUCAGGAGGAUAUGAUUAAGAAGAGCCUGACACAUCGCACAGCUGCUUUUUAUCUGCAAUAAGCAUUUUUUUUUUAUUGUGGUGUUACUUUGGCAACUAAUACAGCUUAGCACAGAUAGCACAGAGGAAUUCUCUUUUAAAAUGUCAUUCAAUGGGCUUUAUUGAUUUACUUUUUUAUGCUCCUUCUGUGGAAAUGUUUUUGUUGAGAAUUUGUGUUGUAAUGAACAGUGCAAAUAAAUCCUUACAAUUAAAU
Messenger RNA from Hippocampus comes (tiger tail seahorse), 3851 nucleotides. RefSeq names its product RAR-related orphan receptor C (gene rorc). The transcript is spliced from 13 exons. The record is from RefSeq and is a predicted model, not a curated record. Lineage: Eukaryota; Metazoa; Chordata; Actinopteri; Syngnathiformes; Syngnathidae. Gene Ontology annotation, molecular function: RNA polymerase II cis-regulatory region sequence-specific DNA binding; nuclear receptor activity; zinc ion binding. Gene Ontology annotation, biological process: regulation of transcription by RNA polymerase II. Gene Ontology annotation, cellular component: nucleus. Bases 353 to 1879 code for a protein of 508 amino acids.